CUAGAAAUCUCGCUUUGCAGCAUACUAUCUGGAACCGCUGCCCAACAAGCCACGAUCGGCAAACCGACACUCUCGAUCAACAGCAUCCCCUUCAGCACACGGGCGUACUGGAUGCGACAAGCCAACGCGGCGUUGUCACAGUUAGUGUCGCCAUGUCCGUUUGGCGCUUUCGGGACAGUGAUCGUAAACCACACAGCACUCGGGGCGGAUGGCAUGGGUGAGUUGGUCUGCAUGGGAGCAAACAACAUCUCGAUGACGGGGAACCCAACCUUACAUGGCGAGAUAGCAGCCAUCAACAACUGCUCGGCGAUCCUCACGGACCCCACGGGGCCAUACAACUUGACCACCUCACAGGCACAAAGGGCAUUCUCAUCCCUCUCGCUCUACACAAAUGCAGAGAGUUGUCCAAUGUGCGCGUCGGCAAUCCGCUGGUCCGGGUUCAAAGAAUAUAUCUACGGGACGAGCAUCGACACGCUGAUCGCGCAUGGAUGGGGCCAGAUCCGGAUCCCCAGCAUUGAAGUAUUCGCGCAGAGCUUCGACCUUACUUACUCAUCGCGCCUGAUGGGCGAGGUGCUCACGAACGAGACGGACCCGUAUUUCCUCUGGCAGUACAACCCCGAUUAUCCGUGUCCCAGCGGCUGUGCCAGGAGUGGCGGGUCGGGCGUGUGUUUGCCUGAGUGA
Messenger RNA from Exophiala aquamarina CBS 119918, 681 nucleotides. RefSeq lists its product as uncharacterized. The transcript is spliced from 3 exons. The record is from RefSeq and is a predicted model, not a curated record. Lineage: Eukaryota; Fungi; Ascomycota; Eurotiomycetes; Chaetothyriales; Herpotrichiellaceae. Gene Ontology annotation, biological process: purine nucleoside catabolic process. Gene Ontology annotation, molecular function: guanosine deaminase activity. Bases 112 to 681 code for a protein of 189 amino acids.